UGUUGGGAGUGUUGUCGAGCCAUUCCUCCUCGGCAGAGCUCGUUGGGGGCAUAACGGGGCAUUGCGAAGCACACCACAUGCGAUUUCCUUUCUAUAAAUUUAGAGCAACGAAGGGUCGUCCGUGGCGCCUUUGACCAUGAGCGAGAUCAAGGCAGCGACGUCGGCGUAUCACCUGUACAUGAAAGAGAAGCAUGCGGAAGUCAAAGCUAGCCUAGAGGCGAAGGGCCAGACGGCCGACUUCGGUGACGUCAUGAGGGAGCUCAGCUCGAGGUGGAAGGAGCUGGGCUCCGACGAUGCCGACCGCGUCAAGUUCGAAUCGCUCGCGGCGGAGGACAGGGCCCGCUUCGAGAGGGAGAGCGCCGCCAAGGACUUAGAGGUCGCCGAGGCCCAGAGGGCCAAGCGCGCGGAGAGGGAGUCGCUUACGACGGAGAGCCGGAUGAGGGGAAGGCCAAAGAGCGAGGAACCCAAGCCGAAGGCCAAGGCCAUGGGCCCCCCGCGGCAGCUGUCCGAGGAGGAGAAGGCCCGCCGCCAGGAGAGACAAGACUUGAAGAACAAGGAGAAGGCGGAGAGGAACGCUCGGACGCAGAUAGCGGAGGCGCAGCAUACCUCAAUCAAGGACGAGAUUGCUAAGCAGGCGUCGGCCAGGCUGCAGUUCCUGCUCAAGCAGAGCGACAUAUUCCAGCACUUUGGUGUCGGCAAGCAGGCAACGCAAGCAGGGGAGGCGAAGAAGGAAAAGGGGGGCGCCUCCGCGGAGGCUAAAGCGGGGGAGGUCACGAGCCCCGGCAAGCGGCGGCGAGAGGCGGGGAAAGGCGGCGGGGUGGCGGCGGCGGCGGCGGCGGCGACCGCUGCGGAGGAAGAAGAAGAGGAAGAGGAGGCUCCGGAGACUACUUUCCUCACCAAGCAGCCGGACUGCAUCAAGUUCGGGAAGAUGAGGCACUACCAGCUGGAAGGCCUAAACUGGAUGAUUCGCCUCAACGACAACGGCAUCAACGGUAUCCUCGCGGACGAGAUGGGUCUGGGCAAGACCCUGCAGAGCAUCAGCGUUCUGGCCUACAUGCACGAGUAUAAGGGCGUCAGCGGCCCGCACAUCAUCCUCGUGCCCAAGAGCACGCUUUCCAACUGGCUCAACGAGCUGAAGCGCUGGUGCCCCGCGCUCCGCCCCCUCCGGUUCCACGGCACGCGGGCGAGUUUUUGA
Molecule: messenger RNA, 1195 nt
Organism: Ectocarpus sp. CCAP 1310/34
Lineage: Eukaryota; Phaeophyceae; Ectocarpales; Ectocarpaceae
Source: the annotation of a GenBank genome assembly